Messenger RNA from Rhodofomes roseus, 623 nucleotides. RefSeq lists its product as uncharacterized. The record is from RefSeq and is a predicted model, not a curated record. Bases 113 to 583 code for a protein of 156 amino acids. NCBI's taxonomy places the organism in Eukaryota, Fungi, Basidiomycota, Agaricomycetes, Polyporales, Fomitopsidaceae. The transcript has 2 exons.
GACAUCAACUGCAAACGGCUUGCCAUGGCCACCGUUAAACUUCCGGUCGUUGUAGGCAGUAGUCUGUCCCCGCCGUUCUCUAUACGCAAUACCUUCGCUCGGCCCCACUCGGAUGCCCAUGUUGCACGUUGAGGAACCCCCUGUGUCUGCGUCUACACCCGCCUUAUCACCGCCCCCCCCCCCCGCCGCUCGUCGCUUGCGUCCUCUCCCUGCGCGCCUCGAGUACUCGCUGCGGCCGCAGGUCUUCUGCUCCGAGUCACCUGCACACCGUAUCGCACCCUCUGUCGUCGGCGUCGUCGGUCGCUGGGACUGCUGCCUUGGGUUCCUACUCGGAUGCGUCUGCUGUUCAAGCUCCGAUCUUAUUUCUCACGCGGACUGGGCAGCCUCUUGCACGCGUGCCGAGCAACGUGUGCCUCGUUCCCCUGUUGCAGGUCGUGUCCGCCAGCUUUGGGGUCGUUCAAGCUUCGUAUUCCAAAUUCUCGUCAGCCUGCAGCGUCUGGGCGCACUUCUGCCUACGUCUUCUUUGGGCCCCAUGAUUUUGCUACUCUUGUCUGCGGUAAACCCUACUCCUGCAAUCUUCUGAUUCGCCGUGUCUGUCGCUCGGCUGUCUUGCCGGAAUCAGG